This is a messenger RNA of Strongylus vulgaris, 234 nucleotides long. Lineage: Eukaryota; Metazoa; Nematoda; Chromadorea; Rhabditida; Strongylidae. The record is from the annotation of a GenBank genome assembly.
AUGGAUGAAAUAUCGGAUUUCAAGUUCAAAUUCCACCCCCAUCAUGGUCUACCGCCUCAACGUGGCGCGGGGUUGACUCUGGGUGUCGAACUGCGAAGUACAGCGGAGGUUUAUCCUCCUCCCAAGCUGAGAAGGAGCUCGAUCCGGUUUCCCGGAAGCCCAGCUAAGGGGAAGCCAUGCCAAAAGCACCACCGUCUGGCUGAGUUAGUUGCUAGGUGGCCUCCUGAUCCAUAA